AUGACUGGCAUUAUCGCGUUAUCUUUCCUCUUAUACCAAUUGAAUAGAAGGUAUAGACAGCUAUCAGAUAAUAUAAUUGGCACUGUUUUCGAUCCAUAUAGAGAUGUUGUUUUAAUCACUGGUGGUUGUUCUGGUCUAGGAAAAGAAUUGGUUUCUGUAUUUCGCAAAAAGGGCGCCAAAGUUGUUGUGUUUGACAUUGACAUAUCAAACUCUUCUAAUAAGUUUGAAGGUGUUCAUUACUAUAAAUGCGAUGUUAGCGAUCGAAAACAAGUUUUAAAAAACGCUGAUUUAGUUAAGAAGGACAUUGGGAUUAUAACUAUAUUGAUCAAUAAUGCUGGCAUUACUACAGGAAAAAGCAUUGUGGAUUUAAGCUAUCAGGAAAUCGAAAAGACUAUACAAAUUAACUUGUUGUCGAAUUUUUAUACUAUCAAGGCAUUUCUUCCUGAUAUGUUGAAAAUAAGAAGAGGCUACAUUGUUACAAUUGCAUCUGUACUUGGGUAUAUGUCUCCAGCCAGACUUAGCGCUUAUGGUGCUUCAAAAUCUGGAUUGAUUGCUCUUCAUGAGUCUCUAACAUACGAAUUAGGUCCUCCUUCGUUAACUCCAACUGGGGUUAAGACGUUGCUUGUUUGUCCAGGUCAAUUGAGAACUAAUAUGUUUAAUGGAGUGACAACACCUAAUCCUAUUUUAGCUCCUGAGCUUGACCCUCAUUAUCUUGCAAAAUUUGUUUUAUCAUCUGUGCAAUUAGGUAGAAGAGGUGAAGUAAAGUUGCCGUUUUAUGGAAAUUUUCUUCCAAUCUUUAGGGCUUUACCAUGGCAAAUCACUGAAAGAGUUCGAAAUUACUCUGGUGUUGAUAGAGGUAUGAAUUCUUAUAAACGUUUAAUUCCUAAAACUGAAAAUACAAGUUUAGUUGCAACCCCAGAAUCAGGACUAGAUCUUAAAACAAAUUAA
Ascoidea rubescens DSM 1968 is the source of this 948-nucleotide messenger RNA. RefSeq names its product SDR family oxidoreductase. Gene Ontology annotation, molecular function: oxidoreductase activity, acting on the CH-OH group of donors, NAD or NADP as acceptor. The transcript is spliced from 2 exons. Lineage: Eukaryota; Fungi; Ascomycota; Saccharomycetes; Ascoideales; Ascoideaceae. Bases 1 to 948 code for a protein of 315 amino acids. The record is from RefSeq and is a predicted model, not a curated record.